CUCUUCCUUUCCGCCACAGUAUGCUGCCUGCUCUAUAUGUGGCACAGGAUCCAGUCCAAAUGUUUUCCAUAUUAGUUCAGAGCCUUCUCUGUUUCCAAAUAGCAUCUAUGCCGGGCUGCGGUCAGAGGAGGCCUGGGAAGGGAGGGAAAGGGAGGCAGAGAGAGAGAGAGAAAGAGAGAGACGGCAGGCAGGCUCAUCCACCUCAAAAACGGCAACGAUAGUAGUCGAGAGUUAAGGGAAAAGAGUUCAAAGAAAAGUGGAGACAUGGGGCAGGGGCAGAAAGGUUCCUCAGACCAGAAAGAGGGCAAGAAGAAGUGGGAUGAAAGCCCAGCGUCGGAGGACGGACACAAAUGCAGAGUCUGUCGCUUCCCUCUGCUCAUCGCCCUGCUCCAGCUGCUGUUGGGGGCGGCCGUCACGGCGGUGGCCUUCUUUAUGUUGGUCGUCAGCCCCUCACUGCUGACCAGAGAGACGCCGUACUGGGCUGGAAUCAUUCUGUGUUUAGUUUCCAUCCCGGGCUUUAUCCUGUACUGUGUCACCUACCUCCCCGACGAGAGGACGUCUAUUCAAUUCAUUGUCAAGAUCCUGUACUUCGCCCUGUCCGCAAUUGGGCUGGUCACGUCAGUUGUGGCCAUGUCGUUUGCCGGACACCACCACUCACAGACCAGUGGCUUCACCUGCCAGCAGGUCAGGAUGGACUGUGUGUGCAAACUGGAUCAAAUGGACCCAAUAGCCCGCACCUUCACCUACCAGGACGUCAGCGACUGCGAGGGAGUCACCGGGACGCUGGUGCUCUACUGCCUGCUCCAGAUCGUGCUGAACCUGGCCCAGGCGCUGGUGUGCGCGCUGGGGGCCUUCGUCAUGUGGAAGCACCGUUACCAGGUCUUUUUCGCCGGCCUUCAGAUUGGCUCUCACGCUUCCAGGUAGUGGCAGAAGGUUUAACAAGCGUGGAUGGGAUGCAGAGGAUCAGAGGGUCAGAGGGCGCAGGCAGCAGUGAGAGUACACCGAUCGACGAGUUGCCUUUGUGGUUUUUGCCAAACGUGUCUUUUCUCAGAUGUCAAAUGAACCUUUUUGUGAUAGUUGUUAUAAAGUGGCUUUUUGCACAGGUUUUGUAUGCCAUGCUUAUGUAUACUUCCAUUCUCAGUUGUUAUAAAAGAAGAUUAACAGCAGCAAAACAGCUGGUUUUUCGAGAUAAUAUCUGCAGCAAUAGGAUUUUUCCACAAUGUUUGUUAUCUGCUCUAGUUAUUUACUGUGCAGACAUACAGCUCAUUUACAAUCAUAAACACAACACUGAAACCAAAGCAGCUGAGUGGUACUUUUUUUCCACAAUACAAAAUUAAAUAAAUGUCUCAAGGCAACAGUAAAUAUACUUUUGACCGAGUAAAAAUACGUACUUCUAAAAGUCACCAGGCUGAUUGACUCCACGGGUUUGGUUUCUCUUGCUAGAACACGGAGCUAUUCUGUGAAUAUUGCAUAAAAUCCUUAAUGAAAAACAGGUGUUUUUUCAGGUGAUAAAACUAACCCCUGUAAUAAUCCAAACAAUGAUAAUAAAACAUGUAGUAAUAAUAAUAAUACAGCAGCACAAGCUGCAGGGUCCUCGUCAUGAGACUGGCUCCACACUGAAAGGGUCUCUGGCGUGAAGGUGGAAGCCAGGAGAGCAGCCAGCGUGACUCAAGCAGCCUAUUGGGAGUCACAAAGUGAGGGGGGGUGUAAGGGUUUGGGGGGGGAGAAAAGGGGCACUCAGACAGGCAGCUGGAUGGAGGUAACUGAACCACCUCACCGUGUUUACGUUUCUGUUGUUUGCAUGCAGUUAGGAAAGAGCUAAAUAGAGGAUGUUCGUAUUUUCAAAACGCUGCGUAGACACGUACGUGAGUUACCUGCGUCUCAGGUGCUGACGGGCUUCUCGGGUGGCUGCACACUGAGCAGCCGAAAGGUAAAACACGAGGCAGUUUCUUUCUAGAUGAACCCGAUUCCCAGAAACUUAUAUUAGUGUGCAAUCGAUUUUGUGGAAUGAAUGGAAAGAGAUUGAUUGACCGGUGAUGAUGUAAACAGUUUAUUUUUGCAGAAUGUGGGAUUUGGGAAAGGAACAUUUUCACGAAUGAAUAAAAGAUUCUUUUUGAAGUCCA
Gasterosteus aculeatus aculeatus (three-spined stickleback) is the source of this 2123-nucleotide messenger RNA. RefSeq names its product sarcospan-like. Lineage: Eukaryota; Metazoa; Chordata; Actinopteri; Perciformes; Gasterosteidae. The record is from RefSeq and is a predicted model, not a curated record. Gene Ontology annotation, cellular component: dystrophin-associated glycoprotein complex; sarcolemma.